UGUAGUUGUCUACAUGUAUAUAUAUACAUAUAAGUGAGAUGAGAUCAGCUCUCUUUAUUUAUUCUACCAGAUCUAAUCUCUUUCAAACCCAGUUUUUCUUAUAUACAUAAAUAAAUACAUAAUUUUUCCAUUUCUUCCCCAAAAUACCCCCUCUCUCUCUUGAUGAAUAUCACAAGACCCCAUCACCAUCCUCUCCAAUCCAUGCAUGAAACCAUUCAAUUUUCUAUCUUUGCCUCUGCAAAAAGAAACUGAACCACCCCAUAACCGUUCCACACUUUCUUUCUUUCUUUCAUCGCUCCAUGAUGUCCCCUAACAGUCUUCAAGGAAAGCAAGCUAACAAAGAAGAAAAUCAAAACUCCGGUAACCGGAAAACAGCAGCAUCAAGACCGCAAGAGCAAGCUUUGAAGUGUCCAAGAUGUGACUCACCAAACACAAAAUUCUGUUACUAUAAUAAUUACAGUCUAACACAACCUAGACAUUUUUGCAAGACUUGUAGAAGAUACUGGACUAAAGGAGGAGCUUUACGCAACGUUCCUAUAGGCGGUGGUUGCCGGAAAAACAAGAAAAUGAAGUCAUCUUCAAGAUUAUCAUGUGAUUCAAAAGACUCUAGUGGGUCAUCGGAGAUCGGUGGAUUUAAGUUCUUUCAUGGACUUUCUCCAGCCAUGGAUUUUAAUCUUGGUGGGUUAUCUUUCCCUAGAUUAAACCCUUCACCUAGUGGUUUAUACAAUCAAUUCUCUCCUUUUGGUGAUAUUUCUGCUAGUUCUGCAACUGCUGGUAGUGUUACUAGUCCUUGUUUCAGUCUGGACCCAUCUGGAAGCUCUUCUGGUACUUUGAUGGGGCUUAACUAUCCGAUUUCAAGUGGCUUUACCGGUGCAAUUCAAGAAAUGGGCGGUGGCGGUGUUGGUGGCGGAAAUGGCGGUUCGAUGAAUGUUCAUACUAACCUUGCAUCAUCAAUUGAGUCUUUGAGUUCUAUAAAUCAAGAUUUGCACUGGAAAUUGCAGCAACAACGAUUGGCUAUGCUUUUUGGAGGAGAAGACCAGAAAGAUAAUAAUAGUGUUUCUUCGGUUCCUAUUGAAAACCAAGUGCAAAAGCCUCAACCCAUUUUGUUUCAAAAUCUUGAAAUUUCAAAACCAGAAGUAAAUGUUGCUGGAAAUUCAAGAAGAUUAGGUGAUACAACCACCGAAUGGUUCUUUGGGAAUUCUUAUGGCCAAGUCAAUCCAACUACACCAGCUAACAGUAACAGCAAUGGAAAUGAUCAAAACGCAGGUGUAGCAAGCAACUGGAAUGGAGUUCAAGGAUGGAGUGAUUUGCAUCAAUAUAAUGGUUUGCCCUAGAUGAUCAUCAAGAAGCAUAUCAGCAUGACUCAUAAGGUACACCCUUUAACAGAAAGGGGGAAAAACUAUAGAGAAAUGAAAAUAUUAUCUAAACCAAUUUUAGGUGUAUGUUUGUUCUUGUUAAUUGCUUUUGUUGGAUGCAGAUUAUCAACUUGUAAAAGUUGGGGAAAGGGAAAAAAAAAAAAAAAGGAACAAGAGAGUAUUUUUUUGCUUUUGUAUUUUCUUUUAGUAAGACGUUGAACAAUUAACUAGUGUUUAGUUCUUUAUGUUUCUAUAAGUUGUUGUUGCUAUUGCAUCUUUUACAUAUUACGAUAAA
Messenger RNA from Jatropha curcas, 1650 nucleotides. RefSeq names its product dof zinc finger protein DOF5.7. Gene Ontology annotation, biological process: regulation of DNA-templated transcription. The record is from RefSeq and is a predicted model, not a curated record. Gene Ontology annotation, molecular function: DNA binding; DNA-binding transcription factor activity. Lineage: Eukaryota; Viridiplantae; Streptophyta; Magnoliopsida; Malpighiales; Euphorbiaceae.